Molecule: messenger RNA, 2282 nt
Organism: Sardina pilchardus (European sardine)
Lineage: Eukaryota; Metazoa; Chordata; Actinopteri; Clupeiformes; Clupeidae
Product: transmembrane protein 138-like
Exons: 6
Coding region: 662-1153 (163 amino acids)
Cellular component (GO): cilium
Source: RefSeq, a predicted model, not a curated record
GGAAAUAUUCAUGCAGUAAAUAUAUGUUUUAUGCACUCAGAUGCAGUGUUUCAUGCUCUACAAAUGAAAAUCUAUGGCAAGAUACUGACUUUGGAGAAAAUAAGGGACGGUGGACCAGUUUGUCUGUUUGCACUGUAAUGGACCUAGAUCAAGGUGGCAAGUAGCAAAUCUGAACUAGAUCAGAAAAGGAUUGGGAGUGUUAUAUUGACAUUUGUGUGGCUGACUUUGAAGAUUCUGCAGUGAACAGUGAUGCUGAAAGGAUUCAUUCCCGACAAAUAAGAUAAUCAUGAGCAUAAGUACACUCAGGAAAACAACAACAGCAACAGCUUCAACAGCUCCAGCACUGCCUCACUAAUGAACAUUCUUCCGGGCUAUGUGGUUUUGUGGAGCAAAGAGACAAAUGGACUCCUGGACAAACGUGUCAUCUUUAACUUCAACAACAUGGUCUGUUAUGUACAGACUUGGCAUGUCUUUGAACCUCCAUGUCAAUCAGAGGACAAUGCGUUUUCAGUAAACAGCUGUGACAGGACCUAAGGACAAACUAUCGACCCUUUAUUUGUUUAAAUGGAUCCCCCUAGGACAGGAAGUCUACGGUAACUUGUUUUGGGGGGGGGUCUUGCAAAAGGAAGUCCCCUAAAGUGACUCUGUGCUCUGUCUGGAGAUGCUUCAGGCCAACAAUUACUCAGUGGUGCUGCUGAUCCAGCUGACGCUACUCACCUUCGACCUCUUUGUGAACUCCUUCAGUGAGCUGUUGAGGACCUCACCCGUAAUCCAGCUUGUGCUUUUCAUCGUUCAAGACAUCAGCUUGCUAUUCAACCUGUUCAUCUUCCUGCUGAUGCUGUUCAACACCUACGUGUUCCAGGUGGGACUCAUGUCCCUGCUGUUAGAGCGCUUCAGGAUGCUCAUCUUGCUCGCUGUGAUCUACCUGCUCUCCAGUGUCUCUCUCCAUUCCUGGAUGAUGAAUUUGCGCUGGAUGAAAUCUGAUCACUUUGUGUGGACCGAUGGACUACUUGUUCUGUUUGUACUCCAGAGAACAGCUGCUGUGUUGUACUAUUACUUCUACAAGCGGACGGCUGAGUGUAUGGGAGACCCACGGCUCUAUAAGGACUCCCCUUGGCUGCGGGAGGCCUUCGCACGGUCGCGUCAGUUAUGAAUGACCAGUGGGGUCUCUGUGUGAAACUGUUUUGACGAGAGCCAGCAUGGAGCCAUCAGGACUCGCCGAGAUCAUGCUGAGGACAGAGCCAGAAUGGAUUCCCGCGCAGAGCUGGGAAGUCGGUGACUGAUGGACUGCAAACUGUGAGCAGUUGAAUGACUGCUCAGUCAGUCAGUAUGUUUACAUGACAUUCAAAAAACAAAACAUAGUAUUGUGUUAGUCAUCUCAGUCGAAGCUCUGUGUGAAGGGAAAUGGAUAUACAUUUGUGACAGUACGACUGUGCGAUCUGUUCCAGUUUUCAUUUAUAUUUUAUGUGCUUAACUAUCCUGAGUGAUUGUUGCCUAUUAUAAUUCUGUUUCAUAACAUUUUUAUAUGAAACAUUUUAAAGUGGGGAAAAAAUGAAUCUGUGUGCCGGGUUGCCUUGGAUGAAUGAGCUCACAAUUACAAUAUGAUUGUACAGCAUUUGUGCUUCUACAAACUCAAAUACAGAUUUGUUUGGAGGAAAGUCAUUUAAUCUUCAAAUUCAGAAUAUAUAGUAUUUUGACAUUAAUCUAAGUGGCUGCAAUUAUGACCUUAAAAGUUAUUUGUGCCUCAUAAAAUGAUACCCAGGCCUGAUAGUAUUAACUUACCGUUAACAUUUUGGAUGGUAUUUACAACGUACAGUAGCCCCCAUAAACGUUAAAUCAUCUCUCCACAGUUUGAGCAUAUUUUGUAUUUUAUUUUAAGGCUUGGCUAGGUAUCAUGGUUGCCUAAAAAACAAUUACUGCUUGGCAUCUUGUCCCAUACUGAUAUCUUUAGUUAAUUCUCAAGUGACAUACAGUAUAAAGUAUUUAUAUACAGACGAAUCAGUACAUCCAAGGUAAUGCUCAAAUCAUUAAGUUCUGGUGAUAAUAAAUCUUAAAUUUGGAAAAGUCUAGGCAAUGUCUGGUGAUCCUGGUAAACAUGACCCCCAGAGGUGAUGGUAGUAAGUAGAUCAUACUAAACCAAUGUUAUGUCUGAACCAUUAUCCUUACAUUUGCAAUGCUUUGCUAUUGAAAAUAAAACAGUGUUACAGUUCAUGCAUUUUUAUUCAUUAUGAUUAAUGCUGAAUGAUAUUGCAUGGAUGAUAUAAAAUAUAACAUUCAAGGAA